Molecule: messenger RNA, 1791 nt
Organism: Kwoniella botswanensis
Lineage: Eukaryota; Fungi; Basidiomycota; Tremellomycetes; Tremellales; Cryptococcaceae
Exons: 8
Coding region: 1-1791 (596 amino acids)
Biological process (GO): amino acid transmembrane transport
Cellular component (GO): membrane
Molecular function (GO): amino acid transmembrane transporter activity
Source: RefSeq, a predicted model, not a curated record
AUGUCACAAGAGGGCAGUGGCAGCGCAAUCAAUGCCUACAACGACGUGGAGAAGAAAGGUGGUGAACCAGGAGGGGGACACCACGUCUCAGUCGACCCAGCUCAAGAUGUCUACUAUGAUCCAAGUAAAGAAAAGUUCCUCACCAGGUUGGGGUUCAACUUUGAGUCUUUCAAGAGAGCUCCGGGGACCACCAGAGGAUUGGUAUCCCACGGUGAUAUCCCACCGGAAUACCUCCAACAUGAUAAUCCCCUCUUACAACAGAAGAUGAAACCUAGACAUCUUCAAAUGAUCGCAGUAGGUGGUUCUAUCGGUACUGGUCUCUUCGUCGGUUCAGGCAGUGCACUAGGAAAUGGUGGGCCUGCUGGUAUCCUGUUAGCAUGGAUCAUCAUGGGUGUAAUGUUAAUCAAUGUCACCCAAGCACUUGGUGAGAUGGCUAUUAUCUUUCCCGUCUCUGGUGGUUUCUACACUCUCGCUUCUCGAAUGGUCGAUCCUGCUUUUGCCUUCGCUAUGGGCUGGGUGUAUGUCAUGCAAUGGGCCGUCACUCUGCCUUUGGAAAUUACCGUCGCCGGUUCUACUGUACAAUACUGGGUGCCACUAGCAGCCUGGAUAACCAUUUUCAUGAUUGUUAUUAUCAUUGCAGCAGCAUUCGGUACACUAGGAUACGCAGAAGAAGAGUUCUGGUCGUCUUGCCUCAAACUACUCGUCGUGGUUCUUUAUAUCAUCAUUGGUAUCGUCUGCAUCUGCGGUGGCGGACCUGCAGGUGGUGACUUCGAUACUUACCAAGGUGGAAGACUAUGGCACGAGCCGCCUGGCGCAUUCGCAAAUGGAUUCAAAGGUGUCUGCGCGGUGUUCGUUACAGCUGCAUUUUCUUUCGCUGGUACUGAAUUGGUCGGUCUCGCCGCUACUGAAACACCCAACCCUCGAAAGACGAUGCCCUCAGCAGUCAAAAACACCUUUUGGCGAAUCACCUUGAUCUACAUCACCUCGUUGACGAUUGUCGGUCUUACUAUCCGAUCUGACGAUCCAGAUCUUUAUAACGGUAGUGGAUCUGAUAUUUCACCAUUUGUCAUCUUGAUGGACCGUGCCAGGAUCAGAGGUUUGAACCAUCUUAUCAACCUCACCAUCUGUAUUUCCGUCUUAUCCAUCGGUUUAUCAUGUGUCUAUGCCGGAUCUCGAACUCUCACUGCAUUGGCUGAGACAGGCUACGCACCCAAGAUAUUCACCUAUGUCGAUAAAUCUGGAAGACCCCUUUGGUCACUGGUCGCUAUCCUCGUGUUUGCUCCUAUAGCUUAUAUCAAUUGUGCCGACGUCGGAUCAGACGUGUUCGAUUGGUUGGUGGCCCUCAGUGGUCUGUCGACAUUGAUCACCUGGUUAUCUAUCUGUGUCACUCAUAUCAGAUUCAGAAAGGCAUGGAAAGUCCAGGGUCACUCGACAGAGGAAUUGCCCUUCAAAGCUAUGGGUGGAGCAUACGGCUCAUGGUUGGGUGCUACUUUGAUCGUCAUCAUCCUCAUCGCCCAAUUCUACAUUGCUCUAUUCCCCAUCGGAGGUGUCGAAUCGGCAGGCGAACGAGCCGAAUCAUUCUUCAUCGCUUAUCUCGCGGCACCGGUCAUGAUCCUCUUCUACGCGGUUGGAUUCGCCUGGAAACGAACCCUUCCCAAGAAGGCUCACGAAAUCGAUCUUGAUACUGGUAGGAAAUCAUGGUUGACAGUUGAAGAUAUGAGAGCGUACAGGGCUGAAAGAGCAGCAGCUCCGUUGUACAUAAGGGUCUACAGGAUGUUGUUCUCUAACUAA